This is a messenger RNA of Sander lucioperca (pikeperch), 3926 nucleotides long. RefSeq names its product mitochondrial basic amino acids transporter (gene slc25a29l). The coding region runs from base 836 to 1606 and encodes 256 amino acids. Gene Ontology annotation, cellular component: mitochondrion. Lineage: Eukaryota; Metazoa; Chordata; Actinopteri; Perciformes; Percidae. The transcript has 5 exons. Gene Ontology annotation, molecular function: high-affinity L-arginine transmembrane transporter activity. Gene Ontology annotation, biological process: mitochondrial L-ornithine transmembrane transport. The record is from RefSeq and is a predicted model, not a curated record.
AAUUUACUGUAUGGCACGGUAUGCUUACAUGGCUCUCGAAUCACUCUGUUUAAGAAUACUAGUUGGACACUCAUGCUGAUUACGACCACCAUGAUAACACUGUUGGAUUUUUUUUGACGGUGGCGACUGUAGGAGCAGCGAUGAUAGAUUUAACUCUCCUCUGCUGCUCCACCUGCCAGCAGCCAAUGGGUGCGAGGGGCGGACAGCAUCCGCUAGGGGAGUUGUCUUCUUACAAGCAAUCCGAUUGGGCUGCCUUAAAAAAGGGCACAGAAAUAGAAAGGUUUGGCAGUAGGAGCACUUCUAGUAGUGAGCGUGAGGACACAUCAGCAAUAAAUCUGUUACACCUUCAACCAGGCUCCACGCUCCGAGUCCGUGUGGUUAUUAGUAGCCGGAAGAAAUCUUCUGUUUGCUCAGCAUCAGCAACGUCUGGAAGCCAAAAGAGGAUAUUGUUUAGCGAUAAAAAAAAAAAAAGCUUGGCUUAACAGCAAGCCAGAGUUUGCUAAAUACUCAAGUUCAGACAUAUUCCGUGACAUUUAUAACAAAGUACCCACUUAAGGGCUUGUGAAUUACGUUUGGUAGCCACCAAGUUAGCUUGACGCAUUUCAACCUUUAGCUAGAUAUUUGAGGGAAUGGCAUUGGACUUCGCUGCGGGCUGCAUAGGAGGUGCUGCUGGUGUUUUGGUCGGACAUCCAUUUGACACUGUAAAGAUGAGAGAGAGAAAUAAACAACCUCUCCAUGGAUAUGUGACCUAGUGAGGCUUCAAGUUCAAAAUGUGGACAAACCUCUGUACCGAGGGACAUAUCACUGCUUCCAGUCAAUCAUACGCCAGGAGUCGAUGCUCGGUCUGUACAAAGGCAUCGGCUCUCCAAUGAUGGGCCUGACCUUCAUCAAUGCCAUAGUUUUUGGCGUCCAGGGCAACGCCAUGCGCAAGCUUGGCCGCGACACACCUCUCAACCAGUUCCUGGCUGGAGCCUCUGCUGGAACCAUCCAGUGUGUCAUUUGCUGCCCAAUGGAGCUGGCGAAGACACGCAUGCAGAUGCAAGGGACCGGAGAGAAGAAGUCUAAGAGGAAGCUGUAUAAGAACUCCCUGGACUGUCUGGUGAGAAUCUACAAAAAGGAGGGAAUCCGAGGGAUCAAUCGUGGCAUGGUGACCACCUUGAUGCGUGAGACACCUGGUUUCGGUGUGUACUUUCUCGCUUAUGACGUGUUGACACGUUCCCUGGGCUGUGAGCCAGAGGAUCCGUACAUGAUCCCCAAGCUGUUGUUUGCUGGUGGAAUGUCUGGCAUCGCCUCCUGGCUCUCCACCUAUCCCGUGGAUGUGAUCAAGUCGCGUCUUCAGGCGGACGGGGUAGGCGGUGUCCACCAGUACAGUGGCAUUAUGGACUGUGUCAGACAGAGCUUAAAGAAAGAGGGCUGGAGGGUGUUUACACGUGGACUCACGUCCACUUUGCUCCGUGCAUUUCCAGUGAAUGCUACCACAUUUGCCACUGUGACUCUAUUUUUAUUGUACAUGCGUGAGGGAGAAGAGUGUAGCAUUCAGGACUCUGAGCUGCAGUCUGUUCAGCUGCAGCCUCUGCAGCCACAGACACAGCCAACUAGCAUGUGAGCCAUUGUGCAGCAGUGAGCACUACUACAAUCAGCAAAUCUAGAUGAAAUUUGCAGCUUCAUGCAGGUCUAUGAUCUGUUAACUGAUGUCCAUUAUGAGAAAGGUGAACUGAUCCUAGGUAAGCCAAUUGAGCUUCAGCCAAGUGACCACAUGUAUUUUUUAAAUAUAUAUUUUAAGAUAAAGGCGGCACUUGUAAAUAUGAUAUGGUUUUUAAAAGUACUUGUUUUUUGUACACAUUUUAAGUUUUAUGUAUUUUAGGAAACUUGACUGUUACAGUAAUGUACAGUGACAGUUACAGAUGUUCCUAAAAUGUUGAAUAAAAGAAUGUCUUUUAAUGCUGUGUUCAGGUCAUAAUGGGGUAUGUUAACUGGUCCCCACUAUUACACAUGCCUAAACCUGUAGAGUAUUCUGUUAGUUAUUAAUUAUCAAAAAUAGUCUACAAAGUUUGGCAUGUUUGUGAACAUGAAUGCAUUGUUUUAACUGUUUAUUUUUGCAAUUUGAAUUACUGAAAUUAAUGUGAUUUUUAAGAUUUAAACAUUUUGAAAUGUUAAGCGGUUGACCAAUCCAUAAUGUUCUCUCCAUUGUGUCCAGGUCAAGUCAUCCCCUGACUAUUUACCUCCAUAUAUGUGAACACAGCAUUUCAGCAUCUUAACGUAAUGGUUACAAAUACAAAGAAAGCCUUAUACAUGUACAUUCAUAUAGAUAUUGUUGUAUUCCUUUUCCUGAGGUUGCAUGUAGUUCAACUUUCCUAUGAGAAGUCCUAGGAAUUAGUUUCAGGGUGUGUAUGCUGUCUGAAGUUUUAAAUAGUGAAAAUAGUCGUUAGCCCAUUGCAGUAUGACAAAAAUGGUUUAGAUACAGUCAGAUACAAAAUAAUCACGUAAAUAUUAAAUAAUUUUUUUUGAAUUAUGACACAAUCAUUCUCUAAAACCAAAUCUUGUGCGGUUUUAAAAUCUUUUUGUUCUGGAUCAUACAGUGUCCAAAGAAAGCACCUUAUGGUAUGCUAUUAAGCACAUGUACAGUUAAAAACAUUUUUGGCCAUCAAGAUUUUAUUUUUUGUACUUCUCACUGAUGCAAGAUUCUGUUGUCGAGCAAAGCUGACGGCUUGCUAAAAGUGGGCUUUUAAUAAUCCAAAUUGUAUUUUUAAACCUUGUACUCCUUGUUGGUAGAUGUGAUGCACAAUGUUUAGCAGGCUCCACUUCCUCCACAAGGGGGAGCUGUGUCAUUGUCAGACCAGUUCUGUACACACUAGCCUGCGCCACCUAGAGGCAGAGGAAGUAAUAGCGCCUGCACUUUUAAACCUUUUCAGCUGCACACUUUGUCCUUCUUUGAUACAGUUGCAUAUUUUGUAGCUGCUGUUUGUGUGUUAAAGAAAGUACAUUUCUACUACAUCUGUCUCUAAACAUUUAUGCACUUGUAACAUUAUUAUGACAGUUUCAGACAUGUGAUCAUCAAAGACACUAGUGUUAUUUUGUAGAGAAAUAGUCACGUUAAGAGCUUACUAUUCUGCCAAAAAAACAGAUUUUUGUAAGGCUCACAUUUGAAGUUCAAAUGUUCAGCACUAAAGAUAGAUCCAACCUAUUUCGCUACAGAUUCUGCUGUCUCUAAAUCUGAACCUAAAAGUUUUGUCAGUAAUCUUUGGCCAAGCAAAAUGUGGUUAGGACCCCACUGCUUCCCUCUCAAUAUUAACCAGGACAUUCACUAUAGGACACAGUGUCACUCAGAGCCAAGUGACCUACAAGAUGUACUUUACCCAGUUAACAGCUGCUCGAGUUCACAAACGCUUUACAUUUUGUAGGUUUAAAAUGUAAACUAUAACAUGUCAAACACUGAAAAUGCAUUCAUGCACAAAAAAUGCAUUCGUAAACCUACCUACAGGUGACACAAGUAUCAAAAUUGCUGGAGCUAUUACUUUCCCUGCGUGUAGACAGCACACGUCUUCAUGUCUGCAGUUCUAAACUGCUGCUGCUGUUACUUUUCUUAUCAAUUUGGCAGAUGUUAGACUGGUCUGAAACCACUUUGGGGUUGUCCAAAGACAUAAUGUUGUACAUACUGUGAAUUUGGUGUUUUCAUGUCAUCCUUUAAUUAAAAUCCUGUAUUUUUCUGUGUUAAGACUUUAGUUCUCUAUCUUGUCUGGGUUAGUCUGACUGGACCAGUGGAUGAUGCAUGAUUGUUAAUAUCUUUGUAAAAGGGCUGCUUUAACUGUCUAAUGCUGCUUCACGUUCUGUGCAUUUACAUAUGUACAAUAUCUUGCACCAAAGCAGCAUGCACACUAUGUAGUUCUUUGAGAGAAUGGUGAAAUAAAAGUCACAUUUUUUUCUCA